AUGACAACCCAGGUGUCUAAGUGGGUGUGCUACCCUUUAUUUAGGGUACUUCUGCCCAUCAUUCUACUGGCAGCCUGUGCGGUGAGGUACAAUGCACUUUCCUUUAUAUAUCUGGUGUUUUUACUGGCCUGGCCACUUUUACCAACACCAAACAGAAUCAACAUCAAAGGUAACACAGGAGUCUACCUGAAGUGUAUAAUUGUCGUGAGUGCGUUAGGCACACUUGCUCAUAUAGCCUUCCACAUAGCUCUGGCUGCUGGCAGUGCACCCUAUGGAUCUGUCCUACAAAAUUGUUCUACUGCUGAAAAAGUAGCCAGACAAAUAGCUGUGGAAAGACUUGAUGGUGUGCCAUUCUUAGAUAUACUUCGCCUUGUCUUCCCCGAUGUGUUCGUUCUAAUUGUAUCUGUUUUGGUGUUUGUUGUGUGUUACAAGCUUUUGGCUCCACAGCCAACAGUAAAUGGACAAGAAGAAAUAUCAUCGACAGCCACACGCACCAAGAGGAAGCGACCAGUUGACACAAUUGUAUCAUUCCUUGGAGAAUUCGCCGUAGCAAUUUUAUUAGCAGCAAGUGGUAUCAUAGUCCCAUCAGCCAUUGGUGCAUUUUAUUUUCUAUCAUUUUUAUAUAUUGCCACCUGGUGGGCAUUUUAUAAAAGCCUCGGUUCUAAGUUCAGUUACUUUAAGAUAGUGAUAGUGAUAUGGAGUGGAUUACACUUGCUCCUACUACAUCUGUACCAGUUCCAGUUCUUCCAGGAAGCAGUUUCGCCCGAACUUCUUAUAUCAAGAAUCUUGGGUCUGACGGGUGUGAUCCAAACCAACUGUUCCCAGCCCUGGACCAUAGAAUACAAUGACCCAUACAACUGGCCUCACUUUGUCAAUCCCGCCAUCAUCCUGGCACUUUAUGUUACAGCGGCCGCUGGCACUAGACAGUGGAUCAACAGGAAGAGGUGUAGCCUUGAUGAAACUGACGGUUUAGACAUUGAGGAAAAGCAAGGAAAACGUCGCCGAACUAAACCGACUGAGCGGCAGGUAGCUCACCAUGCUCAAGAAGGACAAACAGAGCACCUGGUGACAGCUGGCGAGGGGCCCUCCUAUAGCAGCUUUGACCCUGUAGGAACAGGAGAAGGUGGAGCCUCCAGUCAUCCCGACAGUGGUAGCCCCACAAUGUCUGUGGCAUUUGAAAGUGAGGAUGAGGCUGAUGGAGGAGGAAGUAGCAAACCAUCACGUCGUAAGAACUGGAAACGUCCUGCCAUGGUGUCAUUUCUGGUGUAUGUGAUGAAGCAGAGCUAUGUCCUUACACUGAUCGCCAUGAUGGCUUGGAGCAUAACCUUCCACAGCUGGCUGACAUUCGUCAUGCUAUUGAGUGCCUGUUUUAUCUGGAUGUUCCCUUCGUCAAGGCGUGUGUGUCUAAUGUUGUCACCUGUUAUUGUGUUCUACGGUGAGGGUCUACUCAUCAUACAGUAUGUAUAUGGAUUUGAUCUUCCUGAUGAACUCCCGGAACAAAUCGGAAAGGUCAAGUUGUCGGAAGUUGGUCUACAAAAGUUUCCUUAUCCAUGCUUGCAGCUGGCCUUACAGCUUCUGUUUACAUUCACAUUCUGGAUGACAAUGCGACAAUUCAUGCGAGAGCGAGCCUUCCUGAAACAAGAUCACCCGACAGACUACGCUCUCAAUCAGCUGCAGCAACAUGGUGCAAAUCCUACCUCUAUCAAGUCCCUCUUCACUGGAUGGAUACAGUUGAGUGUCCUGACAGGCGGCAUAGGAACCAACGGUUUUCCCCUGCGGUUGGAUUCUGUCGAUGGUUAUGACAGUAACACUAUCAAGGAUUUAGGUAGCUAUAUCUGGUCCCUGCUGUCUAAGUACUGGAUAUUUGUAUGUGCUGGAAUGCUGCUGCUCAUUUCCAUUCAGGACGUAGUCAUCUACAGAAUCAUCUACCUUGUCUUCUUCCUUUACUUCAUUAUGGCCUUCCAGGUGAGCUACAAGCUGUGGCGCCUCACGAUGUUUGGAUUCUGGUGGGCAGUCAUUAUUUACUCUAUGUGUGUUCUCAUCAUGCUCUACACAUAUCAGUUUAGUGACUUCCCUGAUUACUGGAGAAAUGGCACUGGACUCUCCGAUGAAGUCCUGUCAGAUAUUGGUCUAGAGAUCUUUGACACGGCUGGUCUAUUUGAGAAGCUGCUGACACCGACAAGUUUCCUUAUCCUAAUCAUUCUACAAGUCCACUACUUCCAUAAACCGUUUCUACUCCUCAGUGACUUAGAAAGACACAGAAAGGAAGACCUACCUCAGCAAGUAGGUAGUAUGACAACUGACACAGAAGGAACAUCAGACAGUGAAGGCGUCAUACUCAAACGCACCAAGAAAAUGAGGCGGAGGAUGAAGUAUUACUUUCUUAUAGCCUGGUCACGCUGUAGUGCAUGGUGGAGUGACUUGUCUCGCCUGCUGUGGAGGAUCGCUCAGAUCCAUAUCUUCAAGGUCAUCGCCUUCACCAUCUUUAUGGUAGUCAUUCAGGAGAUUUCUGCUAUUAGUGCAGUGUAUGUGAUACUACUAGGAAUAUUCCUGCCUUUGACUGCUGGCUGGAAGUUGAUGUCCCUUCUUUGUCAGUUAUGGACAUCCACUGUCCUCCUUUCCAAGACCAUAUACCAGCUGAACAUUGUGGAAAAGGACUACUGGAUUUCCAACUGCUCUAUGGUCGGUGGAAAUGUUUCUGGUAAUAAUACGACGAAUGUCAUCAACCCUUUCAUCAAUGGGACAAUUGACAAUGCGGAAUGGGUUGGUUUUGAUAAGACGGAUAAACUUUCUGCUUAUCUCAAGAACCACAUAGCCAUCCUGCUGUUGAUAGCCUUUGAGAGAAUAGUUUUUUACCAUCAACAACAACACUACAACAGAGCCAACUUUGUGAAACCACCCCGUGGUAUCAUCUUCCCCGAGAUACGCCGUCCAGAUGCUGACAAAAACCUUGUCUCAUGUGCCAAGUUCCUUGCCAACUACUUUUUUUACAAGUUUGGACUUGAGAUCUGUUAUGUGAUGUUCGCUAUAACGAUCAGUGUGCGAGUUGAUGCCUACAGUGUUUUAUAUGCUGCAAUACUUGGUACGCUGCUGUUCCUCUCCCGACGAAGGAACGCCACCAUGUGGCCACUGUUCACAGUGUUUAUAGCUAUAUUGCUGCCUCUACAGUAUGUCCAACGCCUCGGACUCCCUACAGGACUUUGUAUUGAAUACCCCUGGCCAUGGAGCUCUGAUUUAGACGCAGAAAACCUCGAUCGUUGGCUUGUUCUACCUAACUAUUUUAUACCACAGUGGCCAGAGGCCCGUAAGCUGGUUGCCGACUUUUUCCUGUUGUUGUUCAUGGCGCUACAAUGGCAGGUGUUCCGCAAGGAAUCAGGGCCUAACAUGGCUACCUAUGGAGGGGGAGACAACUAUGACAUACUUCUAGAUGUGGAGGCCAACGUUCCUAAUCCUGUGGAGGAUUUCACAAGUGUAGUAAAGUCAUAUUUGGACAUUGCAAAGAGUGGUUUCUUUGUAUACAUGUACUGGGCUACCAUGUUCAUCGUGUUCCUGGCAGGAGUAACUCGUAUCAACAUUUUUAGCAUGGGUUAUAUGAUAGCAGUCUUCUGCUUCAUGUGGUAUGGGCAGGAGUUCCUUCUCAAACCUCUCCGCAACAUCAGGAAAAGUUGGAAUUUGCUGAUAGGUUACAACUUUGCGGUGCUGUUCCUGAAAGCUGCGUUACAGCUGCUGGGCUGUGUCUACAUCAAUAAGUUGUAUGAUGGACCAUGGUGCUGGCUUGUACAGCUACUUGGACUAACAUGUCUCACAUCUACAGAUACAACCUCUUCCAAUAAAUGGAGCACAGGUUGUACUGUGGAGGAGGAUGACACUGGCCUGAUGUGGGAUGUCAUCUGUUUCACCUUCCUGCUGCUCCAGCUACGAAUCUACAACAGUCACUACUUCAGACAUGUGGUGUCCAGCUCUGAGGCCCAGAACAGACUUGCAUCCAGAGGUGCUGAGCUAAUCAACAUCAUCCUGGUUCAGUAUGUAAAACAGCAGAAGGAAGAUGAACAGAGUGUGCUACAAGGCAUCAAGAUGAAAAUGGAGAGUUUGAAAGAAAAACAAAAGGCCAAGGUCCGGAAAGACUAUGUGGAGACCGAAGAACAUUUCCAAGCAAUACGCUCUGGUGACUAUUACCUGUUUGAUGAAGAAGUAGAGAAAGAGGAUAAAAGGAAGGUGGAUAGUGUGACAUUUGGUGAAGGGAAACCAGAGGAAGAGGACGGCAGGCUGAGCCCCACUGCUCUCAUCAGUGCAGCAAUCACAUCCGGAGCAGGUGCAGCUGUAGAUAUGGCAGACGAGGCAGAUGAAAAGGAAUCAGGACAGAAGGCACAGAUGGACAAGGAUGAUCAGUUGUCAGACGACCAGUCAGAUAAAGAAACUUAUGUUCAGAAGUCAUGGAACUUGUUAAGAUUUAUGGCUCGACUGCUGGAAAGUUUUGCUGAUUGGCUAAUAGAAAUGUGUAACGAUAUAUCUAAGAAUUAUCGCAUGGUGGCUUCCACGCUUGAGGAAGAAAUGAAAGAAGAAAAGAAGAAAAUAAAUGCUGAGAGAAGUCAGAUAACCACCAUGGAUGAGCAUCGUCUUGAUCUGGACUUCUCUGGUGACGAGGAUGGUGCUGAUGCCACUGAUGGUCAACCCACCUCAGAUAUGACAGAGUUAGUGGAAAUAAAAACAGAGACAGAACUAAAGAUGCCAUCUGCAGGUGAGGAAGAAAGUGACAGCUCGACCAGUGGGAAGAGUAAGUUUGAAAGAAGCAAGCCUAAGAUUUUCCUGUUGUUUGAGGCCUGUUACUACCUCAUCAUUUCCCGUUCUGAGAUGGUGUGUUACUUCCUAAUGAUACUAAACCAGAUUCUCAACGCCAGUCUCCUGUCCCUGCCCCUCCCUCUGAUGGUAUUUCUGUGGGGGAUGUUAUCUGUGCCACGCCCCUCAAAGACAUUCUGGAUCACAAUUAUUACAUACACAGAGGCUAUCAUAGUGGUCAAGUACCUGUUCCAGUUUGGUUUUUUUACUUGGAAUGAUGGUCUACCACCAUCUUCUCCAUUCUGGCCACCUCGGAUAAUCGGAAUCGAAAAGAAGGAUGGAUAUGCUUAUGCUGAUCUAGUGUUACUGCUGGCGUUGUUCAUUCACCGAACUAUACUGAAGCGAUAUGGUCUGUGGAAGGAUGCUGAAGACAUUGAUGCAGAUUUCAAGGAGGUAGAAAAAGUUAUCAGUCGACCGAGCUCUCCACUGCCUGAGGACGAUGCUGAUGUUACCAACUGGACAGAAUCCACAGCUUCCACCAGCCUGCAGGUGACCUCUAUAGAAGACUCAGGACAGGAUGACCUUGACCAAGGAAAAAAGAAAAAGUCCAAGAGAAAGAAGAAAUAUUUCCAGCCAUUUACAGAUUUCUACGAACAGUUGACCAAUGAAGACUAUAAUGCCACUAUUGAUGUGUAUGCUUCCAUGUUUUUUUGUGACUUCAUCAACUUCUUGAUUGUCUUGUUUGGGUAUCAAGCAUUUGGACCAGCACAAUCAGCUGGAGGAGGUGAUGUGACAUCGUAUCUCCGUAAUGAUAGGGUCCCAGUGACGUUUCUAUUUAUGCUGGUCACACAGUUCAUCCUUAUCAUAGUUGACCGUGCUCUCUACCUCAGGAAAAAUGUGAUGGGAAAAUUCAUCUUCCAGAUCUUCCUGGUAGCCAUGAUACACAUAUGGCUGUUCUUCAUCCUGCCAUCUGUUACAGAAAGGAAGUUUUCAGAGAAUAUACCUGCCCAGUUAUGGUACUUUAUGAAGUGUAUAUACUUUGGACUGUCAGCCUAUCAGAUCAGGUCUAGUUACCCGACUCGUAUUCUUGGUAACUUCCUUACCAAGAAGUACAACUACCUCAACCUCUUCCUCUUCAAAGGGUUCCUUGCAAUUCCAUUCUUACUGGAACUGCGUGUGUUGAUGGAUUGGAUUUGGACCGACACAACAAUGGCCAUUGGUAGCUGGCUGCAGAUGGAGGACAUUUACGCUAACAUUUACGUUUUGAAAUGCUGGAGAGAAGCUGAGAGGAAAUAUCCGACGCCACGGGGCCAGAAGAAGCGGUCACUAGUAAAAUAUGGUAUGGGUGGGUCACUUUUGGUACUUGUCAUCUUCAUCAUCUGGUUCCCACUGGUCAUCUUCUCUCUGGCCAACACUGUGUUUGUACCUAAUCCACCCAUUGACUGUACGGUGACCAUCGCAAUCGGAGGAUUCCAGCCUUUGUUUAAGAUGACAGCCCAGUCACAGGCCGUCAGUACUUUAACUUCAGGGGAAUACAACUACCUGCGAGAUUACUAUUCCAACAAUCGGGAAGCACUUGGAUUCCUUAGUAACUACGAGGCUGUUGACAUUACAAAGAUUUCACUUAAUGGAAAAUCAACAUCUGUGUGGGGCAUCAGUCCGCCUAGUCAACAGGAGCUCAUCACAACCCUUAAACAGAACACUAGUAGUAAUAUUGAGUUUUACGUCAGUUUUACCAGGACACCAAGUUCAUCUGCAGCAGGGGAGUCUCUGAGUAACGAAUUCACCACAAAACUGGAUCCCAGUACACAGAAUCGUCUAGCCAGCAUUGUGGAGAAUAUGCAUGGAGAGAAAGUAGACGUGACACAGGUGUUUCCACGAUUUAUACAUCUGCCGAGUAAGGGUCGAGCUGUCGAAGUUCGAGAACUCUUGUUUGGUUCUUCGAUCCAAUACAGUAAUGUUUCUUUGAGUUUACGUAAUGACACAAUUUCCGAGUGGUGGCAAGCCCAGGAGGUUAUCCUCGGUGACAAUAUAUUUAGUCCAAGUAGUGAUGAAACAAAAAAGAGAUUGGUGGAUAACCUUACCCUCAUCAGCUUCAACGACCGUGUCGCCCCGGAGGGAUUCUCUUUCAUCACAGGAUACGGCAUUAUUGGAUUGUAUAUCACCUUCAUCUUGGUCAUCGGUCGGAUCCUACGUUUGAGCACAACUGGAUUGGUGGAGUUGAUUACUUAUCGAGAGCUUCCCUACGUCGAUAAUAUCCUUCAACUGUGUCUUGACCUUUAUCUGGUGCGAGAAAUGCGGGAAUACCGCCUUGAGGAAGACCUUUAUGCCAAACUACUUUUUGUGUAUCGUUCAUCAGAAACACGAAUUACCUGGACACAGUUGCCACGACGACUAAUUGUAACACAGGAGAAGAAAAAUGAUUAAAUUUUGAAUGCUGUGCCAUCCUUUUUUAAUACACUAUUGAUAGUACAAUAUUUCAUUUGUUAAUGUAAGCAGUGAUUAGGCUGGAUACAAGGUUAAGCCUUUAAAUGUCCAUCAUCACCUAAAUUUUGUACAAAUUGUUUUUGUCUUUGAUAAUGACUUCUGAAGGUUAUAUUUAUAUCAACAGUCAUUUAUUUACAUUGUUUCCGUGUUACAUGUAGUAAGGUGAUGUAAUUGUAGCUUGACCUCACAAGAACUCAAUUGCACUUUGAAUUAUGUUAAAGGUACAAUGGACGUUUUAUUACAAUUUUAGAACAAAAACUGGUGUACUCCAUUUUUUUUUCUACUAAAAAUUUUUUUACAUUUGGUUAUGGAAAUUAAAUUCAUGUGUUAGGAAACAGUCAAUUUGGGAUUAAAAUCUAGAGAGUAGUCUCCCUUGCAUUGCUAAACUCAGAAUUAUUUUAACUACCUGGUAGAUAUAAGUAUAACUUUUAAAACUUAUUAUUAUCCUUUAAAAAGGUCAAAAAUGAAUGGCUUUAAGGAAAUUUAAUUGGGGUUUAACAAAUUCUCGAAAAAGUACUUAUCCAUAAUAGAAACAAUGUUGUUAACUGAGUAUGUAAAUUUGAUUGACUUACAUCUACAAAAGGCUAGAGAGCAUUUUUUAACUGCUUUGAAUGGAGUGUUAUUUUUUAGCACACAUUUAGUAGCUUAUAUUCAGUUUAUCUUAAAAGACUGUUAGCAGUGAUUAUACAUGUAGGUGUUGUGUAAAGUUAAAGAUAAACUUCAUUUUAAAAAACCUGAAAUGUAUUGGCAUAAAUUAUGUACACAUGUAUUGAAGUUUGGGUUUUUUUUUUUUUUUUAUUAUUAUUUUUAUUAUUAUUUUCUUUCAAAUAGAGGUAGAAUAAAAAAAAGAAUUGUUAAAAAAAUCACAAUUUUAGGAAAUAUAAGGGUAAAUGUGAUUAGAAAAUAAGUAAAGAGGAGAUCAGGAGAGAUGUAAAGAUAAUGAAAAUAUGACCAUAUCUUCAUUGCUAUCAUAUGUUUUUCGCUUAAAGCUGGAAAUUAAAUUCCACAGGUGCUUAAAAUGAAGGAUGCAGUUUGAAAAUUUUCAUGAAUUGGUUGAUUCAAUUUAUUUUGUGUUUAGAUAUUUACACACUAUGCUUUUGUACAGAAAAUCAAAAUUAUGUUUAAAAUUUCAUAAAAUAAGGAUAUGGUGAAAAAGGAAAUUAUCCUUUGUGUUUAGCCCAAUAUUUUGAGAAAUUUUCUAUGUGGAUUGAUUUUUUUUAAUGUCCUCUUUCUGCUGAUGGCCUACUUUCUACAUAUGUAUGUAUGCUGUGUGAAAUUCUGUAAAAAAAAUUGUGAAGCCUGAAGUUCUGUCUAUAACUUUGUGUAUGCUGACUUCCUGUUGAUAACCUUGUGUAUGCUGACUUCCUGUUGAUAACCUUGUGUAUGCUAACUUCCUGUUGUAACUUUGUGUAUGCUGACUUCCUGUUGAUAACCUUGUGUAUGCUGACUUCCUGUUGAUAACUUUGUGUAUGGUGACUUCCUGUUGUAACUUUGUGUAUUCUGACUUCCUGUUGUAACUUUGUGUAUGGUGACUUCCUGUUGAUAACAUUGUGUAUGGUGACUUCCUGUUGUAACUUUGUGUAUUCUGACUUCCUGUUGUAACUUUGUGUAUG
Messenger RNA from Ylistrum balloti, 8876 nucleotides. RefSeq names its product piezo-type mechanosensitive ion channel component 1-like. Lineage: Eukaryota; Metazoa; Mollusca; Bivalvia; Pectinida; Pectinidae. The transcript is spliced from 49 exons. The record is from RefSeq and is a predicted model, not a curated record. The coding region runs from base 1 to 7203 and encodes 2400 amino acids.